AGUACACCGUAGGUUAGUGCCAGUUUUAGGUGUAUACAGGAUGCAAAAAGCUGCCACAAAUGCUUAAUAGAUAUGGGAUUGAAUUAAUAUCGGUGAAUACUAUCGUGUUUAUCUUGUCUAACUGCUAUUUUUUGUGGGCGAUGUGCACUCUUCAUAAUGGGUAAAGAGGGUUACCUUCCUUCUUUGCGUGAAUCUCGAACUCGUCUUUCCGCUUUGUUAGAUUCUAUAGGUAAUGGAAGUACCGACGCCACUGGUCUUGUUGGCACGUACAGGGCUCUACUAUCAGAGUUAGAUUCCAUUAUUGCAUUGCUACAACCCUCUGAAGGCGAAAGUGAUUUGAGCUCUCUCAAGGCCAUUGAUACAACACUGGAUGAAGAGGGAAAGCGUCUACUCGAGAAGGAGCUGUCUAGUGCUAUUAGUGAUAUGCAAAAUGAUGCUUCUGACGCCAUAUUGUUUCUCGAGGGUUUAUCGCUGCUAGCAGAGAGUAAUCACAAGUUUUUUGGUGGCGAGACGGAAUACCAAAACAACCUCAUUGUCGAUCAGCAUGCUAAACGUGACGAACUUUUGGAUCGCAACAGGGAGCUGGAAGGGGGUCUAAUAGAAAACGCUCGUUUGUUGGACAGUGUGGACAACGAUAUCGCAAAAGCUCUCAAGCGCAUAGAUGAAUUGAAGGUUACUACUAAGGUCGACCUUCCUAAAGGCACGAGUUUAUCAGAUUUCACGGAUGAAUCAAUAUCGCAUAAAAGACUCGAUGAUCUUAAUCGUUUAGUAUCGGCACUGGACGCCAGCCCUUUGAAAGUUUUGGAAGAAGGCGAUAACCAUAUUGUAUAUGAAUACACCCUAGGUAAUACACGUAGCACAUUACGUGUGACUGACAGUUCAAACGGAUUGCAAUUUACUUUGGAUCCCAUGGAGGCCAAAGCUUACGCAUAUUUGAAGGAACGGUUGGACGGUUGCAAAUCCCGCAUACAAAUUGCUGCAGUUCUCCAAGAAGCACUUACGCUCCCUUAAGGCUCCACUAGCCUUGUUGUGGUUAGCAUUUGCAUCUCUUCGGCCACUAAAUUCUCUAGUCUGGUUAGCAAUGACUCCUCUACUGAUGCCUGGGGUGUCAUGAUUACACUAG
Molecule: messenger RNA, 1123 nt
Organism: Babesia bovis T2Bo
Lineage: Eukaryota; Apicomplexa; Aconoidasida; Piroplasmida; Babesiidae
Exons: 5
Coding region: 157-1011 (284 amino acids)
Source: RefSeq, a predicted model, not a curated record